Anolis sagrei ordinatus is the source of this 1717-nucleotide messenger RNA. It is a transcript of the gene C1H2orf66, whose product is annotated as chromosome 1 C2orf66 homolog. Lineage: Eukaryota; Metazoa; Chordata; Lepidosauria; Squamata; Anolidae. The record is from RefSeq and is a predicted model, not a curated record.
CGUCCUUGCUGACUGCCAGUUCUCUCACGCCAGAAGCAACUUGCAGUUUCUCAAGUCACUCCUGACACGAAAGAAACAACAACUUUCAAACAGUAGUUCUCAACCUGUGGGUCCCCAGAUAUUUUGGCCUUCAACUCCCAGAAAUCCUAACAGCUGGUAAACUGGUUGGGAUUUCUGGGAGUUAUAGGCUAAAAACAUCUGGGGACCCCAGGUUGAGAACCACUGUUUUAAACAAUAUUGUUAUUGUCAUCUGUAUUGUGUGUUUUAUCUGUGUGUCACUUUUCUAAGGUGAAAUACUAAAAGCAUUUGACAGCAAUUUUAGAAGAAACUGAUGUAAGCUGUUGUACCUGAGAGACCUAAGAAAUACAAGCUGAAAGAAUAAUAGAGCAAAGAGAAAGAAGACAACUGAGAUGUGCUAACCUGGAGAGAUAUCUUCAGAAGGAAAGACGGGGUUAUAAUUGUAGCUAGAACACACUAGCAACAAUCCAGCCCACGCCACCUUGGUCACAUUUAGCUGGACUUAAUGGAGGCUAUUUGGGUGAUGGUGACAUUGCCCUAUGUCACCAAGUGCUAGGAAUGGAAAGCUCACUUCUUAAUGGCCUUACUUGACCCAAUGAGUGUUCCUAAAAUAUUAUAGCUGACCAUGGGGUGACAGUCACUCAGAUGACCAGAAAGCAUCAGCCAGGCCUCCCAUAUGUGGGUGCUUAAACUCUCCAUUUGAAAUCAGUGUGGUUUCCAUGUGGCUUAAUUUGGCUGGCUCAGGUCUUCUUUUAGAGUUAUCCCCUAUUACAAGGUCCAUUUCCCCUCUUUGAAAAUAAGAAAGCACUAAUAAUGACAACAAGAAAUACCCCUCAUUCUGUGAAAGAUUUAUAUCCGGAGAUGUGGAGGAGGAGGGAGGAUUGUAUUGUACCAGGACUUUUUACUGUCAAAAAGACCUGCGAUGAGAAUGAAAGGUUGUUAAGGACCAAAAAAAAAAAAAAAAAGAGUUAUUGCUGCCCUUUGAAACCCCACCUGCUAACGUCAUUGUCAACCACUGGCUGUUUUCAUGUCUCUACAGCUAUAAGAGUGAUCGGUUUCCCUGUAGGUUACUAAGCAGCUCAGCAGGGAGGAGGAAAAGCCCAAAUUGUUGCCGCCUGCUCUUUCCAGUAUGCGGAAGCUGGUGAUUUUGGUCCAAUGCACAAUCCUGCUUUUAAGAGGGUUGUGUCAAGGAGCUCCAUUACGGCCUGAGGAGACGUGGAAAUCUCUGGACAACCCUAGAAACAGGGAAUUGUUUUUCAGAACUCUCAACGCUUAUAUUUCUGGGAAAGACUUGAAUCUCAUAAAGUUUCCAGAUGGUUUCUCAGUUAAUGAUAAACCAAAACCAGUCGCUUUCCAUUCGGAUCCUGUUGCUUCUGCGUACGCAGAUUUUGAAGAACAGAAAAACUUACUUACACAUUAUCUCAAAGACUGAAAAAUGUGUAUCAAGGUGUCUGCUUGCCAGAUUAUUUGGACGCAUCCAUGGAGAAGCGUUUCUAAAUAACUGCCAGGUUGCAGUUUUCUUAACAGUUGCAUCAUGCUAUAUAGAAAUGUAAAGCUCACACUGUAUUUUAUUUGUGCUUGUUUAAAUGUAAAUAAAUUACAAAUGAGAUAAUUACAGCCAACUGGUUGCACUGGAGGACAAUUGAUAAUAAACAUGCGUUAUAAAAUUCUGCGAUUCAUAUGAUUACUAACUGCAAAC